GCAGCCCCCGGCUCGAGGGAGAGGACCACGGCCUUCAGUACGUGGGUGGCCAAUAUGCUCAAAACUUGUCCUUGAGGGCAUGCUCGUAUAGUGCGACCAAAUUACGAUUCACACGAGGAAUCAGCGGCAGCAUCAGCGAAAACGGAUCGUAAUCAUCGAAAUCUCGCUGAAGUGCUUCGAAGGCUCGAAGACACUCUCACCUCAGGAUAUACGAUGGCUACACAAACUUUGCCCUCGGCCAUCGAGCAGCCGAGUGUUGAGCGCCAAACUCCGUCGAUUCUGCAUGGGCCCGUCGACCCUCCACUGAGCGACUUUACCCUCGGUGAACUCCUCGAACUACAGUGCCAACACAAUGGGGAGGCAGAUUGCAUCAGCAUCCCCUGGACGGGAGCUCGCUGGUCCUACGACGACCUCCGUCGGCAGUCCAGCCUCAUUGCACGCGCCCUACUCGCCGAGGGAAUCCGGCACGGCGACCGAGUGGCCAUCAUGGCUGGCAACUGCGAGCAAUAUGCGGCCAUCUUCUUCGCGACGGUGAGGAUUGGCGCCAUCCUCGUUAUACUCAACAACACAUACACACCCUCGGAAGCCAUGUACGGACUCGAGUUCACCGCGUGCAAGGUCCUCUUCACCACCAAGAAGAUCGGAAGGACAAAUAACGAGCCACUGCUCGCACAGGUCGCAGCCAAGGACGACGCGCCCAAGGUGGUCAUCCUGAGGGGCGACGGUGAGGGCUAUAGGACAUACGAGGACAUGAUCCUGCAGGGAAGCAAGCAAGACAAAGCCGAGCUAUACAGGCAGGAGACCAAAGUAUCCACGUACGACGUGUGUAACCUCCAGUUCACGAGCGGCACGACGGGAAACCCCAAGGCAGCAAUGCUCACGCACCACAACAUCGUCAACAACUCUCGCUUCAUCGGUGACCGCAUGCGCCUCACCAGCCACGACGUACUCUGCUGUCCACCGCCGCUGUUCCACUGUUUCGGCCUCGUCCUCGGGCUCCUGGCGGUGAUUACCCAUGGUGCCAAGAUCGUGUACCCAGCGGAGGUGUUUGAUGGCCCAGCGACGAUCCGCGCGAUCCAGGAGGAGCAGUGCACCGCACUCCACGGCGUGCCAGCCAUGUUCGACACGCUCCUGGCGCUCCCGGAGGCGGCCUCCCUCGACGCAUCGCAGCUUCGGCUCCGCACGGGCAUCAUCGCCGGUGCCCCCGUGCCGCGAUACCUGAUGGAGCAGCUUGUGUCGCGGCUGGGCAUGACCGAGUUCACGUCGUCGUACGGCCUCACCGAGGCCAGCCCGACGUGCUUCAACGCCUUUACCGACGACCCAAUCCACACGCGGCUCACGACGGUGGGCACGCUGAUGCCGCAUGCCUACGCCAAGAUUGUCGACCGCGACGGCAACACGCUGCCCGUGGGCCAGAGGGGCGAGCUGCUCAUGGGCGGGUAUCAGUUGUGCGCUGGGUACUGGAACAACAGCGAGAAGACGGCCGAGGUCAUGACGCGAGACGAGAACGGGAUGCUGUGGCUGCACACGGGCGACGAGGCCGUGUUCGACGAGCAUGGGUACUGCAGCAUCACUGGGCGAUUCAAGGACAUUAUCAUUCGAGGCGGCGAGAACAUCUACCCUCUUGAGAUCGAGGAGCGGCUCAUGGCACACCCGUCAGUCUCGCUCGCGGUGGUGGUGGGCCUGAAAGACGAGCACUACGGCGAGGUGGUGGGCGCGUUCCUGGACAGCAAGCCGACGGCCAAGGGUGCUGAGUCGCGGCUCACCAAGGCCGAGGUGCGCGAAUGGGUCACCAAGAGGCUCGGCAAGCACAAGGCGCCCGCCCACGUCUUCUGGAUGGGCGAGGGCGGCGUGCCGGCCACCGUGCCCCUGACGGGCAGCGGAAAAGUGCGCAAGUUCGAGCUGGCCAAGCUGGGCGAGGAGAUGCUGUCGAAGCAGGUGGGCAAGCAGGCCAAGCUUUAGAUCUUGUUGCCCACCCCCUUCUUUGUUUUUCAUGUUUACACUUGUUUCCAUUUUGGAUGUGGUUCUGCUGUCGGAGUUGGAGGAAGAAAGAUAUCCCAAGAGGUAGAUAUUAGAUAUUAGUAAAC
This is a messenger RNA of Diaporthe batatas, 2087 nucleotides long. RefSeq lists its product as uncharacterized. The record is from RefSeq and is a predicted model, not a curated record. Bases 214 to 1962 code for a protein of 582 amino acids. NCBI's taxonomy places the organism in Eukaryota, Fungi, Ascomycota, Sordariomycetes, Diaporthales, Diaporthaceae. The transcript has 2 exons. Gene Ontology annotation, biological process: fatty acid metabolic process. Gene Ontology annotation, molecular function: medium-chain fatty acid-CoA ligase activity.